Molecule: messenger RNA, 4027 nt
Organism: Amoebophrya sp. A120
Lineage: Eukaryota; Dinophyceae; Syndiniales; Amoebophryaceae
Source: the annotation of a GenBank genome assembly
CACAUCUGACGAGAACAGGUGCUGCAGAUGUUGGCGACUACACGAGCAUAAGAUAGUACACGAUGAAAGGAAGAGCUGUCUUCGCUAUUCGAUAUCUACAUUGUGAACAACAGUAAGUUUCCUUACAAAAUGCAAAUUUUCUAGGUACGAUUCUUCAGCGACGGGGUUCUUGUUAGAUUCCUUUCAAAGUACUGUACAAAAAGCAGCAUUGAUACAAUUACCCUCGUAUAAUAACCGUCCUCUUCGUCAAAAGUAUGGUGCAGCUGAGUAAAGCCUAUUUGCGGUACGAGGCGGGGGCCCAGUUUGGCGUCAUUCAGUCGACGAACUGCAAUUUACUCCUUUCCGGGUGCGGGAAGUACCUGUUCACCUGCUGCAACGAGCGGAUCGUGUGCUGGAGUUUGAAGAAGAGCGAGGCGGUCUUUUCGUUUGACGUGAACACGAACGUGCCCGUGAACCACGACUCCGCGACGUUACUGGUCUCCGUCACCCGCCUCGGAUGGCUCCGCGACGGACACUUGCUGGUGGCGGGUUACGCAGACGGGACCGUGCGGGUGUGGGAGUUGUCGUUGAACACCGCUAGUGCGGUAGACCGCGGGUACGACACGUUCGACCUGAAACCGCCAAAACUCAAGGUCACCUUCCACGGACACAAGAACCAGGUCAGCUGUCUCGGGUUUAAUAUCCAGCACGAUGCAGCGACGCGGGCGAAGAACUCCGGAAGUGGUGCAGCCCUCGCACGACAGCAGGAACAACAUCAGUCUGGCGCAGCAAGUUCAUCCGCGGUGGCGACGAGUAGUGCCGCCGCCGGAGCUGCUGCGUCCCAGCAGCUGCUUGCAUCGGGCGGUUUUGACACGGACAUUGUGGUGUGGGAUGCGCUGGCGGAGGCCGGCGUGUGCCGGCUGCGCGGGCACCGGGACCGGGUAACCGGAUUGUCCUUUUUGAGCGCCGACCGGGUUGUGUCCUGCGCCAAAGACCGGUGCGUCAAGCUGUGGGAUGUCGCGACUCAGGUGUGCCUGCAGACCAUCGCCGAGCGCGCCGAGUUGUGGAGUCUUUGCGCAAUCCAGGCAGACGAGGUGUGCCCGGGAAAGCAGUUGGUCGCGGUCGGCGGGGGAGACCACCUGCUUCGGUUGUAUCAACUUGGAGAAACACCAAGUAGCAAGACAAAUGCUGCCUCAAGUAGCAAGGGAGAAAUCAUUUCGGCAACAUCAAGUAAAAACGAGAACAACUACAGCGACUACCGCCUUGCGGAAUGGGGCCAGCUGCAACGCGAAAUCACCAACGCCGCCUGUUCCUCGCUGCAGUUGGUGAAGCUCGCGAACGAGGGUGGCCGACUACUGGUAUGCCAAAGCAACGGGAAAACCCUGGAGGCCUUCCGCCUGCACGACGAGAAAGAGAUCGACAAGCGACGGAAGCGGCGGAGGAAGCGCGCGCAGGAGAAGCAGAAGAAGAAGGCCAACGCGUCAAACACAAAUGUCCUGGCCGUCGACGAGGAUGCGUUACUGGCUGCGGGCGCGGCGGCGGAGGAGCAUUUGGACAAGACGCAGGCCGCCAUGCAGCCCACAGACGCGUUCACGCGGUUGCCGGUGUACCGCGUCCCCGCGAAGCUGCACGGCAUGGCGUGGGCGCAGGGGCGGUGCGCGCUGGGCCUCGCCAGCAACAGUGUGCAGGUGCUGGACAACGUGCAACUGCCCGAGCUGUCCGCCACGGAGGACUUGAACCGUCUCACGCCUUUGGUGGUGGAGAAAGCCUUCGCGCUCGAGCGUCCCGGGCACCGGAACUGCAUCCGCGCAGUGGCGGUCAGUCCGGACGACAUGCUGAUUCUGUCCCUCGCCGCGGAAAGCAUCAAAAUCUGGUCCACCCAGACCCAUCAGUGCCUGCAGACGCUGCCGAGCGGGUAUGGCCUCUGCGGCUUCUUUCUGCCGGGAAACACGCACGUGCUGAUCGCCACGAAGACCGGGGACUUGGAGCUUUACGACCUCGGCGCCGGCGUCCUCACGCAGAAGCACAGCCUGAGCGCCGAGGGCCGCGCGCUCUACGCCCUCGCGCCCACCCCGGGCGAAACCGGUUUCUGCGUCGGCGGGGCCGACCGGCAGGUCACUUUCUUCGAGUGGGUGUACUACACGCAAAGCGAUUUGGGAACUAGUAGCUCAAGCGACAACAUCAGCGCGAAGAAAAAGCAAAAGAAGCAGAGCAAACAGCCCGAUGCGAACGCGGAACGGAAAAUUCUGCAGUUCAGAAAAGUAGCUGCGCAGCUGCAAAAUCUUGAUCCGACGGAAGAAGAGGUUGAUGAUCCGGAAAAUAAGGAAGGGCGCGCCGGAAAAAAUUCCGGCGUCGAAGCAGGUACUACUUCAUCUAAGCAAUCCAGCCUCGACAUGCCUGAUGACGUGAUGGCGCUUGCCUACGGGAAGGACUGGCUGGCGGUUGGCAUGCUGGAUAACAAUGUGUCAAUCUACUAUGGCGACAGUCGGAAGCACAACCUUUCCCUAUAUGGUCACCAGCUGCCGGUCCUGUGCGUGGACCUCACUUCGGACCAGCAAAUGGUCGCGUCGGGAAGCGCGGACAAAACCAUCAAACUCUGGUCCACGCGGUUCGGAAACUGCCACAAGUCUCUGCGCGCGCACGAGGACAGCGUCAUGUGCGUUCGGUUCGUGCGGGAAACGCAUUACCUAGUGUCGUGUGGCAAGGACAAGGCGGUCAAGACGUGGGACUGCGACACCUACGAGCUCAUCGCGAACUUAGGUUACCACACCGGCGAAGUCUGGGGCAUGGGCCUAUCGUACUCAUUCUAAAACUUUUGAAGGAGUUUUUUUGCAUUAUUCGCACUUGAAAUUUUUUUUUGUCGAAAAAAUGUAUCUGCAGUUCAUGAUUUCGCCUUCCUGUAUGCUUUACCGAUCGAAGAAGAUGCACCAAAAAAUGCACGUGCUCGACAAUCGGUAGUUGUACAACAGCGCAGUCACUUCAUCGCUCCGACCGAUAAAAAAAACCAGGUACGACGGCGCGUUUCUCGUAACGGGGGGCGAAGACCGCGCGCUGCGGUUCUGGCGACGGACGGAGCAGCAGUUUUUCGCGCACGAAGAGCGGGAAAAGGAGCUGGAGCAGCAGAUGGAGCAGGAGGCGGUCCGCGACGAUUUUGGUGCGGGCACGGUGGAGAAUCUGCGGCCGACGCGCAAGAACCUAGAGGUGAUCAAGACAACGGACAAGUUGAUGGAAAUUUUGGACCGCGCGGACGAGAACGUGAAGAUGGGACUGGACAAAACGCGACAGACAGCGAUCGUGAAGUCGGUCAAUACCCUGCUCCCAGCGAACAUUUACGAGGUUCUGCUCGCCCUGCCGUUUUCCCACUCACUAGACAUUCUGGAAACCGUCGCGCGCUUGCUGGGCUCUCUUCUCGAGGAGCAGGGGACGACGUCGAGGACCAGCGACGGUGUUGAGGAAAGUUAUAAAGCCGACUCUGGUCGUCGUGCCCAGGAGGAGGGCAAGAACCCGAAGCAAUUGGUGGCGGAAAAUAUUAAAGGCAAGAAUUAUAGCAAAGGCGAUACAACUUCUUGCUGCACCAAGCAGCACCAGCUUUCCCUGCUGACGGAGACGACGAUUCGCGCGACGUUGAUCCUCAUCCACGUGCACAGCAAGCAGCUGGGGCAGAACGCCGAGUACGUCGAGCUGCUCAUCAAGCUGCGCGACGGCAUCCGCUCCUUCGUCCAGCGACACAUGGAAAAUGUGGGCGUCAACGCGGCCGCUAUGGAAUUCUUCUUGGAAGAGAUGAAAUUUUCCCAAGGAACGGGCAAUUUUUUCGGCGCUCGAGGACCCACUUCGACAGGGACGAAUAAGCGGACGGGGGGGAAGGAAGCUUAUGCACGCGGAAACUCGACGAAAAAAAUGAAAGCAAAAUGAUGCUGGCAUUCUGUGGUCUCUGCAGGCAGCUAUAUCAGCUUGCAAGAAAACGAAAAUACUCAAAAGAGAUGAAUCGCCUAAGAACGAGCACUUGCUACACUGCAAAGGAAAUUUCUCAUUACAAAAGGAUACGGAU